This is a messenger RNA of Gastrolobium bilobum, 1379 nucleotides long. RefSeq names its product probable WRKY transcription factor 27. Gene Ontology annotation, biological process: regulation of DNA-templated transcription. Bases 194 to 1150 code for a protein of 318 amino acids. The transcript has 3 exons. Gene Ontology annotation, molecular function: transcription cis-regulatory region binding; DNA-binding transcription factor activity. Gene Ontology annotation, cellular component: nucleus. The record is from RefSeq and is a predicted model, not a curated record. Lineage: Eukaryota; Viridiplantae; Streptophyta; Magnoliopsida; Fabales; Fabaceae.
CUUUCUCUCUUUCACCCAAAAAGUCAGCGCCAUCCUUUGUGUCUAUUUUCUCCCUCUGAUCUGAAACUUUGUUCUCUACCCAGUUGCUUCAUUUGGGAAAAAAAAGACUUUGAUUUUUAUUUUUAUUUUUUUUGUCAAAUUUCUAACCAUACCCUGAAGUUUGUACCUCCUGCGGAUAUUCUCUCUCUCGUGCAUGGCUGAGGAGGACUGGGAUCUCUUCGCCAUCGUGCGAAGCUGCCAAUCAGCAACCACAGAAAAUCCACCUACGGCUACCACCACCUCUUCCUUUGCCACUUCUAGUACUGUCAAGGACGAACAUGACGCAUUUUCUUUUCCCAACAUGGUGCAACAACCUGUAACCAAUGAGUUCCAAGAACUAAACCAAUUGCUCACACCCUUUAAUACCACUACCACAAGUGGUCAUGGUAUCAAUCCCAAUUCGCAUGAUUUUGCACCAUGCAUUACACAACAAGAAACGAUCCAAGCAGCCCACCAUCCUCCUCUGCAUUUUAUGCCAGAACCCUCCACUUCUAGUUUCAACAGAUUCCACGACCAACAACAAGUACUUCAGAAACAAGAAAAUUUAGUACCCGAAACCAGUUCUGCUAUAGCUUUACCAAACACGCAAUCUCAAACACCCAGAUCAAGAAGAAGAAAAAGCCAACACAAGAAAAUGGUGUGCCAAGUAACAGCAGAUAACCUUUCAGCUGAUUUGUGGGCAUGGCGUAAAUAUGGACAAAAACCCAUUAAGGGUUCUCCAUAUCCAAGGAACUAUUACAAGUGCAGCAGCUCCAAAGGUUGUGCAGCACGAAAGCAAGUUGAACGAAGCAACACUGAAGCCAACAUGUUCAUCGUCACCUACACCGGAGACCACACGCAUCCCAUACCCACCCACCGGAACUCGCUCGCUGGAAGUACCCGGAGCAAGUCUCCCACGAUGCAUCCACCGCCAACGCCACCAGAACAAGGAUCAUCCAAUUCAAUCUCCUUCCAGGCCAACACUACAGCUUCGUCUUCCUCAUCAGCACACUCUCCGGCGACGCCAUCGGUAGACCCGCAGGGAAACGACCCGACUGGAGAGGAAGUAGAACCGGACCCGGAAAUGGAAACUGAUGACGAGGACGUCGAAGAUAAAGUUUACAUUUGGUAACCCUUCCCGGAAGCCUAGUACAGUAACAUCUUGCUGGGCUUGGGUCAUUUUGACGACGGCGACGGCGGUUUAGCUGGUGCGUCGUCAUCGGAGAACUGACCCGAUUGAAUACUGGUUCGUUUGACCCGUAUGCAAAACAUAUGCAGUUAAAUUCCGGUUUAGCUCGCCCGGACCGGUCCCCAAUUGACAUCCAAUCAUAUCGCCGGAAAACCCCUCUGGCGUUUUAACC